Molecule: messenger RNA, 10446 nt
Organism: Aspergillus calidoustus
Lineage: Eukaryota; Fungi; Ascomycota; Eurotiomycetes; Eurotiales; Aspergillaceae
Source: the annotation of a GenBank genome assembly
CGGAGCUUCCCCUGGCGGACAACAACAACAAUACUGCGACCACCAACGCCUGUCUCCUGCCCUCCUUACCGCGCCCGGAACUCCUGCAUCUGGGCCAAUUGUGCGCGCAGGAGCUCCCUAUCACGACAAUAGGAAUGGCCGACCUAACUGUAGGCUGUGUGGUCACCCUCAAUGACGGUAGGCAGGCCACCGUCCGGUUUGUUGGGAGUACACGCUUCGCCACUGGCGACUGGGUCGGCGUUGAGUUGGAAGAUGGAGAUGGAAAGAAUGAUGGCUCUGUGCAAGGGGAACGCUAUUUCGAGUGUGAACCAGGAUACGGGAUGUUCGUUCGUCCAUCCAUUAUUACAGCAAUCGUUGAACGGCCGGUUCGAGCAGCGAAACCGGCUGCCAGACCUGCCGCUCCCGCACAGGGCAGAAGUCGCGCACCAAGCGGUCUAUCUGCAGGUCCGGGUUUGCGCAGGCCAGGUUCCAUAUCUUCUUUGAACACCAAACGACAAAGCGUCGGGGCUUCUAGCCCGACACCCGUACCGAAAGGCGCCGCUCAGCGGCUCUCUUUGAUGUCCCCGUCAAGAUCGCCUACAAAGCAGCUCAGCACCUCAUCAACGCCCGCUUCUGGUCGGUCGUCCGGCACCACCACCCCGCGACCCUCCGCUGCCGCAACCAAGGCUCGGCCGACAAGUACAAAGGGCCCUAUGGGUCCUCCUCCGCCUCCCUCUGCUGCCCCACGAGCCGCUCGAACAUCUAUAUCUGGGUCGGGGAUCAAGGGAAAUAGACAGAGUUUCCAAGGGCCAACAGGGUCUACACCGGGAAUGUCGAAGCGGCCAGCUUUGCGACCGACGGCUUCUAACAAUCGGACAUCAGAAGAGCUCACAAGCCCGCCAGCGGACGAUUCCGAGCCAAACUCUCAAGAUGGAUCUAGUGAUAACCCCGAGACCGCGGAUUUCGCGCCCAAAGCUGCCAAACCCGCUCCAGCCCCCGGGCGAACGGCGUCCACCCGUCCAUCACCCGCUCCGGUUGCGCCGCAACGGUCUGUCUCGAAUAGUGCGGUGAUCAGGGAGCUCGACGAGUUGAAGACCAAGCUGAGAGUAAUGGAGAAGAAACGAGCUGAUGACCGGGAGAAGUUAAGAACGCUGGAGCAGCUGCAGUCGGAGCGCGAUAAAUACGAAGGGAUUAUCCAGAAGCUACAAGCAAAAUAUCAACCACAACAGCUUGAGAUCACAGAGUUGCGCAAAAAGCUAAAAGAAGCUGAAGCCAGAGUUGAAGAGAUCGAAAAGCUCCAAGCCGAGCACGAGACGUUGAUGGAGAUUGCGACUCUUGACCGCGAAAUGGCGGAAGAGACUGCCGAUGCGCUCAGGCAUGAAUCCGAAGCCCUCAGACUCAAAGUUGAGGAGCUGCAGCUAGAAGUUGAGGUGCUGCGAGAGGAAAAUGAGGAGCUUGGCCAAGUCAUGAGCCCAGAGGAAAAGUCUAGCCAUGGAUGGUUGCAGAUGGAAAAGACAAAUGAAAGACUCCGAGAAGCCCUCCUCCGUCUUCGUGACAUGACUCAACAGCAGGAAUCAGAGUUGAAGGACCAAAUCCAGGAGCUCCAGCAGGAUCUGGAAGACUACUCUGCUAUUAAGUCUCAGUAUGAGGCUACCAAGGAAAAGCUAUUGGUUUCCGAAAAUAAUGUGGAAGACCUGAAGCAACAGCUCGAGACGGCUCUUGGUGCCGAAGAGAUGAUUGAAGAGCUGGCCGACAAGAAUAUGCGGUAUCAGGAGGAGAUCAAUAACCUCACCGCGGCAAUCGCAGAUCUAGAGGAUUUGAAGGAGAUCAACGACGAGCUAGAAUGGAACCAUGUCGAGACGGAAAAGCAGCUACAGGAGGAGAUCGACCACCGAAAAGCCCUCUUUACUGAACAAAGUCGCCGAGUCCAGCAGCAGGAUGAAGUCAUUGAGGAUCUGGAAUAUACGCUGACACGCUUCCGCGAGCUCGUUUCAACGCUGCAAGCAGACCUGGAGGAUAUGCGGGCCUCGCAACAGAUAACGGAGGCUGAGGCUACCGAUCUCACUGCGCGGUCCAGAGCAAUGAUGGACUUGAAUCUCAAGCUGCAAUCAUCAGUCGCGAAAGCACAGACAAAGACGAUUGACAAUGAGCUCAAGCGCAUCGAGGCCGAUGAAGAUACGCAGCAUCUCUCCAUUGUGAAGCUGUAUCUGCCCGAGUAUUAUGAGACUGAGCGAAACUCUGUUCUCGCACUUUUACGCUUCAAACGGGUCAGUUCUAAGGCGUCUUUAAUGAGCAUGACAGUCGAUGGGAUGGUCACUGAGCAAUCGUCAACCCUUGCCGCGGAGGAUGUGUUUACAGCCCAGGAUAUCCUUGAGAAACUUCUCUGGAUAGCUUCUAUUUGCAGUCGAUUUGAGAACUAUAUCUCCAGCUGUUCUGCAGAAAGCUUCGGCAGCAUCCAAGGCUCGCUCUUCGAACUGGAACCUGUGGAACGCACGCUGAACUUCUGGCUCGAGGGACUGAAAAAGAACGAGCUGAAUAUGAAAAAGUGCGCUGUGGAGCUGCAACGAUCCAUUGCUUUGCUCUCCCAUCUUGCGGAAACCCUCCUUCCGACAUCUUUGGAGACAUUCGCCGACGAACUUUGCAUGCGCUCAAAGCUGACAUACUCUUACAUCGAAAAUGCAGUGUCCUCAAUGUCGCGGCUGACUCUAUUGCUGAGGUCCAAAUUACCCAAGUCUGAGGACCCCGAUGAGGAGGCUGCUUUCCUCUUCGGUAAGAUGGACGAUUUCGUCUCCCAGGCUCGCAGUCUAAAGGUUGCAAUGGGAAAGAUUCGCCGCGCCGUGAGUGACUUGCAAGCGCGGUCUCUUGCUCUUUCGCACGACGCUUGUGGCCCAUUUAAGCAAGCGGAGGACUCCGCGAAGGAUCUUUCGAGUCUAUCUCGCCAGUUGGGAGAGAACAUUGUUGUACUGCUCAGCGACGAAAGCCGUGCGGAGCCGAUUACUUUGCCUGAGAUCUUGACGAACAUGUCACAGAUUUCUAAUCUUUACCAGUCUUCAGAGGCGGGGAGCGAAAACACUGACACUAUGUCAUUCAUUUUCACCAUGUUGCACGGCCUCAGCGGCACUCUAGAAGAGCUCGGCUCUAUUUCGUCCGACCUGUCCAUUACGUCCGAAUUCGAGAAACGGCCCUUCCCGUGGAUUGUGCGAGCUGCAGAGCUCAAGUCCAACAAAGUUAACUCUCCAGAUGCCGAGGAUGAGAUUCGCCGACUGAAAAACGAGAUCCAUGAAGCGUCUACUGCACUUGGGGUUAAAGACAAGACGAUCGAGGAGCAAACCAUCAAAGUCGAGCUAGUGGAGUCGCGCAUGCGCGAAGCAAGUAAGAAAGCAGCCGCUGUGAAGGACCUGGAAGCCAAAAUCGAGGAGAUGACGGCGCAAGAGACAAACCUCAAAGCCACUGUGGAAACUCAGCGCAAGGAUCUGCAAGCUAUUGAGGCCGAGAGGGACGAAAUCAAAGGACAGCUUGAGCGGCUCAAGCGCAUGUCCGGAGCCGGUGGAGGUGUCUCUGCGGCUACCGGCGUUGUCGUCGACAAUGCUGUCUCUCUGGCCGCAAUGAAGGAAAACGAAGCACUACGAUCAGAAGUACAGAGUCUCCAGGCCGCCGUGCGUUUCCUUCGCGAGGAGAGCCGCCGAGCCACCAUCCUCGACCCCUACUCGGUGCAACGGUCAGCAGAACUGUACGCCUGGUUGGAUGCACCACUUUCCCAGAAAUCGAUAACAACGCCUCAACGCGAGAAGAUCCAGCAGUCCGCCUCCGAAAGCCGCGAUGUUCUUGCUCACCUCCUCAAGCUGACCCAAGAGUCCAGUCCUUGCGACCUCAAAUCCACGCAUAACCGCACCGGCUGGCGCCCUGCAAAGGAGAAACUGCGAUACCAGGUCCUCCAACAACGCGAGGAUUUCGAACGCUGGACCGAAUGGAAGGCUGAAGUUGUCGGCCAUGAACGCGAGCAGGAUAGGAUGGUCGCCGCCAAAAAGGAAAGAAUCGCCCGUCAGCAGGGUCACGCCUCUAAGCCUUCUAUAUUCGGCUUUCCCCAGGGACUGGGCCAUGGCACGAUGGGCCGUGCUUGGCAGAUACUCGGCAUGGAGCAGGACGCGCGCAAGACUGCAAUCACGGAUCCACCUGUCGAACUAACUAUAGCUUCGUUGCCUUGAUUUGUCAAUCUGUUUGGGGCAUAUGACUCUAGUCCACCGUUUGAAGAGGUGAAUCGUCUCGGUCAGGAAUCUAUCUACUGUUUAUAAGCAUAUCUGUACACACUUAUACCCAUAUUUACUUUUGAUGCACAUAGCCUGGAAUAUCAGUUGCGUAUUGGAAUCUCUCGCCAGAGAGAACCAGAAUUGGCUCCAUGUAUGCUCUGCCGUUACCUCUUGCUUCGCCUUUUCUGUCCCUCUCGUUACUCCUUCCGCACUCCUCCCUUUCCCACUCCAUCAUCUCGCGGUGUUCAAAUGCCGCCAAUUCAUUCUCUUCCGGCCAGACUUCGUCGUCAAAAUGAGGUUUUCACAACGGAUCACCCUCCUAGAAUAGCCAGUCUAGCCUUCGUUAACAGACACCCUGCUUGGAGGUUUGUGCGCCGUCUGAGAGUCUGGACAACUGGAACAUUGCACCUGCGAUAGAACACAUUUAUGCAGGUGAAAUGUCGUUUGCGUAGUUUCGUUUAUGUAUAAUAGAGGUAGUGCAGUUGAACUUGUGGAAACGAUUGUUAGAAAUGCUCGAAAAAGUCUACCAGAAGGGUGUUUCAAGACCUAAGUUAAGAUAAAUAGGGCUAAUGUUUGUGGGACUUGGCAUCAUUCAUAUAAUUAUGAUUCCAGUCAUCAUCUAUCUACAUAAUGAAGUGGAAAAAAUAAAGUCUCCUCAACUAACGAAUAUGGGCACAAAUGGCAAAAUAUAAUGUAUGUAUGAUAUAUGGACAUACUCGAUACCAAGAUACGCAAGUAAUGUACUCAACAGUCAAGACCAAUAUAGAGAAAACGCCGGCUCAAAGACUCUUCAGACAUCUGAUGUGAGAAGGAUGCAAAUAUUAGAUGGAGUAGGUGGUUAGACAGGUAGUAAUUCGAAGAAAGACCCCUUUUUUAUACAAAUGUCAUAACUCGAAUAAGAAGAGGGAGAAAAAAGCUGGAACGCUGGACCAAGCUAAUAUAGCGAUAGCGGAGUGAAUCAGAGAUUGCCCGAUAAUAUGGCUUCCGUGGCUGCAGAGUUCGAGUUAGUAAUUGUCCAAAUAGUCUAAAAAUAGUGGAUGACGAAAGCUUACCAGAGUUGAUAUACGGCCUCUUUGCAUCGAGAUUCACCCCGAAGCGCCUCUCGAGCUCCAGCUUGAUGCUCUUCUUCGUGACGGUCAUGAGAUCUGCAGUGCGGAGGAUAUCGCGGAUCUCCGAAAGGAUCGCGUCUUCGCUGGGCGCGAGAGACAUGCGAGAAGUGUAGCGAGGCAGUUCGAGCUGCGACAUUGGGCGUGUUGCACCGAAGCCGUACUCGGACUGAGGCGGGUGGUACUUGGUGCCGUAGGAGAUGCCGGAGAUCUCGGAGCGGUCGUCUCGCGAGGUCUGCGCUUCCCAGAGUUCGGCUUGGUACUCUUCCCACCUCUUCUUAGGGAUAGAGGCUGGAUCGAAUUUGCCUUCGUCUGAAAUGACGAUCUUCUGACCCUUUUCACCGGUAAUGAUACGCGUAUUGCCCCAACUGAAGUCGUCCAUGUGCCAGAAUGAAUAGAGAGGGAGAGCCAAGGCAUACACAGGCAUGGCAAUGAUGUAGAUAAGCAUCCAGCCGAUCAUUUCCCACUUCCUGCGGAGAAUGAAGAUAAUGCCUUGUAGACCAUAGAUAGCCGCGAGGAGAAGGAACGAGGUCCACGGAAUAGUAGACGUAUCGCGAACAAGCCAGACAAUGAGGUACACGAUAUAGGCGAUGGUCACGGGCAUAAUGAUCGUACUGAUAAGAUCAAUGAAAACAACGAAUCUCAUACUAAAGCAGCAGAAACCGCAAAGUUGUUGGAGGGGAAUGAGUUCGACCAAGUUGUGCACAGUAGAGUUAAUCCAACGACGACGCUGGGAGAGGAACACAGCCCAGCUUUCUGGAGCGAUCGUCCACGCCUGUGCCCGGAAGAUGUACUUGGUCUUGAACUUGGGAUGAUGUUUCAGGAGCAAAGUUGUCAGGUAACGAUCCUCACCGAGGUGCAGCAGGUUCUUCAUAUGCAGGGUGUCGACACGGAUCUCAGAGUAGGAUUCCACAACCUCUUUGCUGACGAAAAGCGGCUUUCCGGUCUCGGCGGAUCGAAUACGGUACAUGGUGAAACAACCGGGCAAACAAGUGACGGACCCGAAAAGACUCUCGAAGGCCUUGGUAAGGUUGUGGGAAAUGUAGUAUUCAUACACUUGAAUCAUGGUCACUGCAGAGGUUUUGGCGUUCGUUAGGGAAGUUUCACCACAGACACCAAUGAUGCGCGUAUCGUUAAGACACGAAGAGACCAUCCGUGUGGCGGCAUCUUGGGCAACCACGGUAUCGGCGUCGACCUGGAGGAUAAACUCGUAGAAUGUGGGAUUGACUCCGAUAAUGUUCCGGAUCUGGUGAUGCAUCUCGAGCUCCAUAGGGCUCAUAGGAAGGUUGUAGUGGACACGGUUGAGGAAACGCAUAAGGACCAUCUGGGAAUCACGCUUGCCACGGUUACCGGGCCGCGAGACUUCGGAGGGCUUUCCAACCUUGACGACAACGAGGAAAGGAACGAUAUGGCCCUGGACCUCGUACAAGCCCGAAUACACUUUCGCCAUGUUGUGCUGUUUCAUUCCUUCACCCAAACUCUCAAAGCUGAGUGGCUCUGGGUCGACAGAUUCAGGAACUCCCAAAAUGUCCAGGACAAUUCGAGGAGUCGGACGGUCGUUGCCUUGACCAAUAAUCAUACCGUCACAGAUGAUAACAAGCAGCUUGCGUUUAUCGUCGUAUCGCAUACGAGCCAUAGAGUCUAUCGCACGGCGCAGAGAUUCCUCGUCUUCAGUAUACGCUGGAACCUGACAGAUAAUGAAUUUGUCCAAAUUCUCUGGCAAAUUCUUCUUUCCAAAUUGCAGGGCCGCGAAGAACUUGAAGAGAACGACCGAGCAGAUAAGGAUCGAGAUUGCAAGGAUGAAGUAACGCGCAAACUGACACUGGGUGGAGUUUCGCGUAUCGACAUGACCGACGAUGAAAAGAUUGUCCAGGCAGAGCGUCAUAUCUUGGCGCAGUUUAGGGCUCAAAGGUAGACGGUUAUACAAUUGUGUUAUGUCUUGGCCUGACUUCUGCUGGAAGAGGUCAACGACUAGAGGUUCCAUGAAGUCGGUGUCAAUGCCAGCAGGAAUGUCUUCACCCUCGAUCCCUUGGAUCCUUCGACCUCCAGUGACGUAUGCUGUCAAGUCAUAGACCUUUCCGUUGAUACUUGCGAUACUCUGUGACUUGUCGGCUAGAGUGUGCAAGUACUCAGAGCUAUAACCGAUCCAGCCUUUGUAAUAAUUGGAUCUCAGAUACUUCAUCUGCUCGGCGUACCAGUCUUUGCGAAGGUCGCCAGUAAAAUACCUGAAGUCGUGAUACACGGAGUUAGGGUCCCCGGCGCUAGCUGAAGGAAUGGAGCCAGAAAAGUUUGUAGACCUGUAGUCAAGUAGAACCCUCGGGUCGAUGGAGCCAUCUUUACCCAAACACAAGGCUGAUACUUGAACCGGGAAGAGCGCAGUUGAAUCCUUUCCAGCGUAUUUCUCCAACGCAGAGUCAGGGACAAUACCCGGGAAGUGGGCGGGAAUAAAUUCACCAAGGUUCAUGACCAUACCGCGAAUGGAUGUGUACGCACUGUGGCCAUCUUUACCAUCGUGCGACGACAAUUCCGCGGCGGAGAAGACGUGUUGCGUGGGGCAAAUAAGCAUUGGAAAUCCAACAAUGAUGAAGAUGGCGAUGCCACAGCACAGCCAGAUAAGGAGGUUGAUUGCGAACUUCUCACGCCAGGCGACUUGAACAUCCUUGCGUUUCAUUCGACCGAUGUAGCGAAUGGCAGGAGUUGGGAUGUAGAAAGUGAGCAACCAUACGAGAGCCAUCCAGCGCUUCCGGCUGCCGGAAACAGGAAGUUCAUCGACCUCUUCCAUUUGCUUCUCGUUCCCUUUCUCAAGCAUUUGCUCCCUUGUUUCCAGGUUCCGGAACAUAUCGCCAGAGUUGAACGCAGAGAGUCCAGCAUCGGAGCGUCCAUCGAAGUCGCGACUCGCGUUAGAUCCCUGCUUGGAUUCAUCGCCGUAGAUAUAGGCGCCAGGUGAAUGAUCCGCGGGGUUUAGGAGGCGCACCUUCGAGUCCGCGUAGGUAGCAGUCCGAGGAUGAAGCAUCGCGUCGCCACCAUCAUCUUCCGCGGCAUAGGAAGGAAUGACACGCUCUCCAACCUUGGCGAGGUCUGCCCAGCAUCGUUCGCUCAGGAAGACUCCUGUACUGCCAACCCUAGCCUCAUUCCCGGGCCAGCGCUUCUCGUCUAAGACAACCUCGGACUUCUCCUUAUCACUGCCAACCACGACAUUGCCGACUUCCGCGAGUCCAAGGAACUCAGCAAAGGGUAGGAAGACGCUGAAGUCGGCAUUCCGGAGCCGUUGGCUGAUCUCUGCGAUCCCCAGGGUUUGCACUUGUGCCCUCACACACUUGCUGUCAAAUUGAUUGGCAAUCCGCCGGUCGUUUGGCUUUAGACAGAAAACAAAGUAAGGGUUCAAGUUGUUGGAGCUUAGGCAUUUGUUCACAAUGUCAAGAGACGAGAGGAACUGCCCAGCGGCACCUUGCAUACCACCCAUGAGCAUCCCGCUCUUCUUUUUAGAUGAGUUUUUGGCGGAGCUCCCGGUUUGACUUUCUGACUCGUACGGAUCUUCUGGUACUGGAACAUCAAAUGUGAGGCGCGAAGGGGGGGUUGUUUUCCGUCUGGCCAUGCUAGGCAUUCGCAGAGGCUUUGAGCUCACUUGAGCUUGCAUGAUUGCCGUUUUCUCCUUCGGGUGAGUCACUGUUUGCAAAGCCUCUUGGCCAAAGAGCUCUCUAACAAAAUCGUUCCGAGCAGAGUUCAUCAGGUUCAUCAAAUCUCCAGAGAUAACUUCCCCGUUCUCUUCCAGAAGCCCUGUAGUCGAGUAGUCAACCUCGCCAGCAAAAUGCUUGACGGUAAACGAGGUACGUGCAUUCUGUGAAACAAGACCGUAUCCAGAUCCGGAUCCUGAGCUUCCGGCGUUGAUGGCAGGAUUCUUGUUAUCGAAACGUCUCCGCACAGCUUCAAGGAAUUGAGCAUCCGUUCUCCCGCGCCUCGUCUGAUCAUCCAAGAUACUGAGUAGACCGUUUCCUUGUUUCAGGAGACCACGGACUGCAUCAGUGUUGUCGAAAUAACUAGUCGCAGGAACGGCAACCUCCUCACGUUCGAGCAUAUCGGCUUUGCGAUCGAAAAACGAGCGAAGGCAGAAGUUGUAAAGGGACUCGAUAGCUGCGUUGUUAAGCAGCUGAUCGAGUGUUGAGCCUGUAGAACAAGCCUGGGCAAAUCCGGGGAAGUCAACAAUCGAUACAGUGUUGGCGACACUGUCUUCGGCAGCGCAGAUUCUCUGGUUGACGUUUUCGAUCACAUAGGCAACUAGAAGUGAGUACAAAAUGCGUGAGAGCUCGUCAGCAUUUUGCCGAGCUCCUUUCGGAUCAAGCAUGACAGUAACACGCUCCCGGUGGAUGGUCUUGGUUCGGUAACCGAAGCUGGCCUCCAACUCUCCAAUUGGGAGACCGAGGAAAGCAGCGACUAUAGAAAGAACUUCCUUGUUUUUCACAAUAGUAACUGUCUCGCCGCCUUCGUGGGAAUACCCACCAGACUCCUCAGCGCCGGUCAACGUAGCUUGACCAGUACCAAACUCAAGCUGGCCAAUGUGAAGGAUCGCAGCCAGUAUUUGGCAAAUCUCAGCAAUCUCACUCCGGGGGAAUUCCAGUUUUCGAAGUGCCGUUUUGAAAUGCUGGAACCCUUCCGCAUCGUUGAUUCCCACUUUAAGCUGCGUUGGGUGGCCCAGGUAUCUCCAUCUCUUGUGGUUAGCCGACGAGAGCCUGCCACCAGCAGUUGUAACGUGGAUAGGACUAUCCAAUCCCAAAUGUUCCUUUUCCGCGGCACUUGUGCCCGCAAGUAAGUAGUAGAGGACAUGGAAGCUUCGUUCACCAGUGGGGACGGAAGCGAUUCGGCUUCGCUCGAGUCGAUGAUCGAUAAUCUUACCACCGAUCAACGUAGGUGUAACAGACGAAGAUCCAUCAUACUGCAGCUCCAAGAAGAGGCCGGCCUUGGAGGCGGUGGGCGUGGUUAAUGACUUUGUUGUAGUGAGUGUGUCGAAAAUAAAGGCGGCAUAUGACAACUUGGACGACAACGGAGUGGAUGAGAAUGAUAAGAAGGAAGAAAGCAGGUGUGAGCGAAUGGUCGUUUUUCCAGAGCCACUCUCGCCU